Phragmites australis (common reed) is the source of this 342-nucleotide messenger RNA. RefSeq lists its product as uncharacterized. The transcript is spliced from 4 exons. Bases 1 to 342 code for a protein of 113 amino acids. Lineage: Eukaryota; Viridiplantae; Streptophyta; Magnoliopsida; Poales; Poaceae. The record is from RefSeq and is a predicted model, not a curated record.
AUGGGCUGCGCUGGAUCCACUUCCAAAGUCGAUGAUAACAGUAAGAAGCUGAAAAAGCCCAAGGCUUGGAAGCACACUCAACCAAUUACACAACCACAACUCAAACAGAUGCGUGAUGAGUUCUGGGACACAGCUCCGCACUACGGUGGCCAAAAAGAUAUUUGGGAUGCUCUUAGAGCUGCUGCAGUAUCUGAUUUAGCCCUUGCACAAACCAUAGCGGAUAGUGCUGGAAUCAUCAUUUCAAAUCCUGACAUGACACUUUGCUACGACGAGAGAGGUGCCAAGUACGAGCUGCCUAAGUAUGUUCUGAGUGAGCCAACAAAUUUGAUCCGUGAUGGUUGA